Nerophis lumbriciformis (worm pipefish) is the source of this 2035-nucleotide messenger RNA. NCBI's taxonomy places the organism in Eukaryota, Metazoa, Chordata, Actinopteri, Syngnathiformes, Syngnathidae. The record is from RefSeq and is a predicted model, not a curated record.
UCGUGUCUUCCUGAACCUGUCGUAAAACAGGUUUGCGCAUGCGUGGACCGAUCAAUAAUUCUGCAGACAUAUGCUUCUCGGACCGAUCGUGUAUUCCUGAACCUGUCGUGUCGUGACAGUACAACAAGUGCUACCUGGUACCUGGCCGUCAUGUCUGCUUACAUUCUGGGUUUGGAUUUGGGCACCACCUCGAUUAAAGCAGUUUUACUAGAAAAACAGACUAGGGCGGUUGCUGCAAGUCAGAGUUUACCAGCUGCUUCUGAUAUCGCAGAUUUCAGCGGCAUAAAAGCCAAGGAGCAGGACACUAGACGGAUUGUGGACACUCUCAACCGCUGCAUUGCACUUCUGCCGAGAGACAAGCUGCAGAAUGUGGCCAAGAUUGGGGUAUCAGGACAAAUGCACGGGGUUUUAUUUUGGAAAGCUAAGAGCGGUUGUGAUUGGUCCAAUGGCAACUUCUUCACGGCCGGUCACAUCAGUCAGCUGAUCACCUGGCAAGAUGGCCGAUGCAACAACACUUUCCUGUCUUCCCUUCCGAAACCGGACUCGCAUCUCAGCGUAUCCACAGGAUUUGGUUGUGCGACAAUCUUUUGGUUCAUGAAACACAGGCCCGAGUUCCUAAAGGACUUCACAGUUUCAGGUACUAUCCAAGACUAUGUGGUAGCCAUGUUGUGUGGCUUGGACAGAUGUGUCAUGACGCCUCAGAAUGCAGCCAGCUGGGGUUUCUACAACACAUCUACCAGCAUGUGGAAUGUGGAUAUUCUGAAUGCCACCGGCUUCCCUUUGCACCUGCUACCUCAGUGUGUCCCUUCUGGUAAGCUAGUGGGUCACACAUGUCAUGACUGGCAUGGCAUCCCUGCUGGUACGCCAGUAGGGGGCGCUCUUGGAGACUUACAGUGCGCUGUCUACUCCUGCCUGAGUGAAAAGACUGAUGCAGUUCUUAACAUAAGCACCUCAGCACAGUUGACAUUCGCUAUGCCAGCUGACUUCAAACCUCCCGACUUUCCUCAGCCGCACUCCUCCACCACAUUCUUCCCGUAUUUUGGCUGCUCGUACUUGGUGGUGGCCGCGUCACUCAAUGGAGGCAACGUGCUGGCCACGUUUGUGCAGAUGCUCACUGGCUGGAUGAAAGAGCUUGGCGUGGAGCUGAGUGAUCAGUCUCUCUAUGAGAAGAUGAUUCAAUGUGCGCUGAACCAAGAAAGCAGCGAACUCCAAGUGAUUCCGACCAUCCUGGGAGAAAGACACGCCGCUUUCUCUCUGGGUCAGAUGAACAACAUCUCUCCAUCCAACCUUUCUCUGGGUCACGUGACGAGAGCGGUAUGCCGCGGUAUCGUGGAUAACCUCUGCGCCAUGAUGCCUGUGGAGCAUCUGCAACAGGCGGGGAUCAGCAGGAUUGUGGGAAGCGGGAGCGCCAUCGCUCGUAAUGAGGUUCUCAGACAGGAAGUGGAGAGAGUGUUCACUCAGUCUGUGAUAUACAGACAAAAUGCUGACUCUGCUGUGGGUGUGGCUUUGGUCUUCUGUGACUGACUUGGAUCCACUGAGGAUGCUUGUGUCUGAGUGACAUCUUUCUUGUCAAGCUGGGAAACUAGUGGUUUUGUUUAAUCGAAGGGUUAAAUGGGCUAACGCAGUGGUCUUUUUUUAAUCUAUGGCACAUUCUAGAAAAAAAUUCAGUACGGACCACAUAAUAUUUGUAUGGCAUAUAUUGCAAUACUUUUUCCAAUGAUAAAAUAUAGAUUUAAAUAUCGAUUUUAUUUUUCUUUAGUAGUGUUCCGGGCCAAUUGUAACUCACACCCUUGCGUAUCUCUGCGCCGCAAAGUGUCUAUGCACUGCUACCUGACUGUGCAGGGUAAGUGAUGAGCAAGGCAGUACCAUAAGCUGACAGCAGGCCUGGAAUUUUGUCAUUUUAGGGGCAAGGCCACUUGGCUUUUGGUGUCAUCAACCUUUUGAGGGCCAUCCAUUUCUUCCGCUUAUCCGAGGUCGGGUCGCGGGGGAAGCAGCCUAAGCAGAGAAGCCCAGACUUCCCUCUCCCCAGCCACUU